Molecule: messenger RNA, 1183 nt
Organism: Jatropha curcas
Lineage: Eukaryota; Viridiplantae; Streptophyta; Magnoliopsida; Malpighiales; Euphorbiaceae
Gene: AGL8
Product: AGAMOUS-like 8
Biological process (GO): positive regulation of transcription by RNA polymerase II
Cellular component (GO): nucleus
Molecular function (GO): protein dimerization activity; DNA-binding transcription factor activity; RNA polymerase II transcription regulatory region sequence-specific DNA binding
Source: RefSeq, a predicted model, not a curated record
AGUUUUGAAAGCUUCCAUAUAUGUCUUUUCCUUUCUCUCUGCUAUAUAUCUCUCUAAGCAUCUCUCUCCCUCUCACAUAUUAUAUAUAUACACAGGUCUUCAUCACUGUUUAAAGGAGAGAAAGAAACCAAGCCAGCAAAAUAUACCCAGAGACAGAUUUCUCCAUUUCUUUCCUCUUUCAACUCUCUUUCUCUCUUAAUUUGAAUAUUAUUUUUGCAGAGAAGAAGAGAAGAGAAGCGUGUUUUUUUUUUUUUCUAUUUUUGGUAAUUAUUUUUUGAAGAUGGGAAGGGGUAGGGUUCAGUUAAAGAGAAUUGAAAACAAGAUUAAUAGGCAAGUCACUUUUUCGAAAAGAAGGUCUGGUUUGCUGAAGAAAGCUCAUGAGAUCUCUGUUCUUUGUGAUGCUGAGGUUGCUUUGAUUGUCUUCUCCACUAAAGGGAAGCUUUUCGAAUACUCUACCGAUUCCUGCAUGGAAAGGAUCCUUGAACGUUAUGAGAGAUACUCAUAUGCAGAGAGGCAGCUUGUUGCAACUGACACUGAAACAAAUGGUAGCUGGACUCUGGAACAUGCAAAGCUGAAGGCUAGGGUUGAGGUUUUACAAAGAAACCAAAGGCACUUCAUGGGGGAAGAUCUUGAUUCUUUAAGUCUCAAAGAACUUCAAAAUUUGGAGCAACAGAUCGAUUCUGCUCUUAAGCACAUAAGAUCAAGAAAGAACCAACAGAUGUAUGAAUCCAUUUCAGAACUCCAGAAGAAGGAUAAGGCAUUGCAGGAGCAAAAUAACCAGCUUGCAAAGAAGAUCAAGGAAAAGGAGAAGGCAAUGGCUCAACAGACAAAUUUGGAGCAGCAACAGAAUCAAGCAGUAAAUUCAUCACCUGUUCUUAUACCACAGUCAAUGCAGUCCUUCAACUUAAGCAGCUACUCUGCGAGAGGCAUUAGAGGUGAAGAUGAAACAAGUCAAAUCCAUCACCGAGCCAAUGGAGGACUCCUGCCUGCUUGGAUGCUUCCACACCUUAAUGAGUAAAAGAGGGGAAGAACUCUUAUUUAUAGUCUAGCCAAAAUUUCAGUUGGUUUGGUCUGAUAUAUAUAGCAUUUCUAUAUAAGUUUUUUCAGUGUCUAGUUUAUGGUAAUGCUUGGAUGGCAUGAACCAUUCACUCUUGUAUAGAUUAUUGUCAUAUAUAUAUAGAUA